UGCACGAGAGGCCCUUCAGCCCAUCAAGUUUGUACCAGCCCCACAACCCUCAAUGUUAUGACACUUCAAGGUGCUCAUCCAAGUGUUUUUGUUUCAAAAGGGCAUUCAGAUGGGAUUGAGAAAUGAGGAGCAGAUGCCAAAUAUGGAACGAAAUCUGAAAGCCACGCAAUUCAACAGGACCUGAGUAUCUUGGUCUUUUGGUGCAUAAGAAGUCUUUUUUUGGUUUUAAAUAUCCAUAUGACUGGAAGGGCAUCAAGACACAAGCACUUGAAUGAGACUGCUCCCUUGUAAUGACUGGAAAUAACUUAAACCAGUGAUGCAGCCUGAAAAGAAUACUUUGCAUUUGUCACAGCUUAGGGAACCUGUGUGCACAUUCUGUGUGUGGACCCAGGGUUUCAAUUGAUUGUGCUAAGUGGAGGAACACAAGGACACUGGCAUCAUGGAAACACCAGAGAAAUUUGGGGACUGUGAGAAGAGAGUACUUACCUCUUAUGAGCUGGAUAUUUAUCAAACUGAUCACACUGGGGAGAAACCGUUAACCUGUUCAGUGUGUGACAAAGAGUUUGCUCAGUCAUCCAACCUGAUGUUACACCAGCGAGUUCACACUGGGGAGAGGCCAUUUACCUGCUCCGUGUGCAGGAAGGGAUUUUCACAGUCAUCCAGCCUGCAGACACACCAGCGCGUUCACACUGGGGAGAAGCCGUUCACCUGCUCAGUGUGUGGGAAGAGAUUCACUAAUUCAUCCAACUUACUCCUACACCAGCGAGUUCACACUGGAGAGAGACCGUUCACCUGCUCCGUGUGUGGGAAGGGAUUCACUCAGUCAUCCAGCCUGCUGACACACCGGCGCCUUCAUACUGGGGAGAGGCCAUUCAUUUGCUCGGUGUGUGGGAAGGGAUUCACUAAUUCAUCCAACCUUAUGACUCACCAACGAGUUCACACAGGGGAGAGGCCGUUCACCUGCCCUGUGUGUGGGAAGGGAUUCACUCAGUCAUCCAGCCUGAUGACUCACCGGCGCGUUCACACUGGGGAAAGGCCAUUCAUCUGCUCCGUGUGUGGGAAGCGAUUCAGAAAUUCAUCCAAUCUGCUGACUCACCAGCGCGUUCAUACUGGGGAAAGGCCAUUCACUUGCCCCGUGUGUGGGAAAGGAUUCACUCAGUCAUCUAGUUUACUGACACAUCAGAGGGUACACAAUGGGCAGAGGUUGUUCAGGUGCAUUGUGUGAAGGGGUUCACUCGAUUCUUCUGCUGAAAUAUUGGCUGGUUUGCAAGUGACUGCAAGAGUUGGAAAUGUUUGUUGCUGGUACUGUUAAAGACAAAUGGAAUAAUUUGCAAUUACUCUGAAAGUUUGGAUUUCUGCUGGUGUUAAGAAUUCCUAUGCCGUGUAACUUAUGCAAUUCAUAAUGCUUUGGUUUUCUGGCUUUUAGAAUUUACUGAAUUAUGGAAUAAUUUUGGAACAUACAACCACAAGUGAAUGGACCAGUAAGCACUAGUACAAAUCUUUACCUGAAACACAAAAUAGGUAAUACUUUAUGAAGUGAAUAAUUAUCCAGAAGAUAUUUCCACUCCCUAGAUAUUGUAUGAAAUUAUGCUAGAAAUUGCUGCUCCAAAUAUAUCCACCUGAUUGGUGUUUCUGAACAUUAACCAGGAAGGUUAUGACAUAAUUGGGCUGGAAUACAGUACAAAUUUUACAUUUCUGUGAAAUUUCACAACACAUCUAAUGUUCAGCUUUGAAAGAGGGAAGUAGAUGAAUAGUGGAAGGAGAGAAGUAUCCUGGGAGAUUGGAAGACAGUGUAUGUAAGUAAAUAACUGGAUUUUCUAAAAGAAGCGGUACCAAAUGACUAAUCUUAAUUUGAUUAAUAGACAUGGAAUAAAACGGUAGUCUCUGUAAUGGUGGCCCCAAAACUAUAGUCGAUUGUAAAAACCUUCCUGAUUCACUAAUGCUCAUUAGGGAAGGAAAUCUCUCAAUAUUACCCAGUUUGGCCUACACCUAAGUUGGCCACAUUAUGGAUAUGGAUUGAACUGUCCUCUGAAAUGGCUCAGUGAGUUACUCAGUUGCAAGGCUAUCAGGUAUGGACAACAAAUGCUGGCUUGCCAAUGAUCUGACGAAAGGGUAAAAGGAAGUGAGAAAUUGCUGUAAAGUAAGUAAGAUUGAUUUUAUUUUCCUGAGGGCUGUCAAAUCAAAAGGAAAACUAUCUUGUUUAAUUUACUUGAUAACUGCAAGCAGCGCCAGAUUUCAAAUGGGUUCAGUUCUGGUGUUUGCUGAUGAGUUUAUUUGUACUCGAGUCAGACCACAAUGGGGAUGGUCAUCUUCAUUUCAGACAAAUGAGCCAACACCACUUGUCUCAUUUGUAAUGGUUUGUUUUCUGAUAUGGUGCAUCCCACCAAGCUCCAUGGCCACAGACAGCAUGAACGUUGCAAACCUUUUUUUAGUGCCUUUCCAAGAAUUGGCACAAUGUCACAAAACAGACUUGACAGGUAAUUGCAGCAACAUCUCUGAUAACAUAUUCCCGCAUUGUCAGAUUCCAAAUUACCUGCAAGAGAGAGACAGAACAUGCGAUUGAAAGAACUGCAUAGAUAUUGAUAGAUUUACUGAAUCUUAAAAGAGUAUCUUCUCUCUCAAACUGUCUAUCUAUCUCACUGUCUCACACUCUGUCCAUCUCUUGCACUAUCUAUCUCGCUGUCCCCUUUCUAUCUCACUCUUUCUCCAUCUCACAUACUCUAUCUCACACUGUCUCUCCAUCUCUCAUUCUCUCCAUCUCUAACUCUAUCUCUCUUUCUGCAUCUCUUGUUUUCUCUCUCUCAACUCUGUCUCUCACUCUCCAUCUCAUUUUGUCUGUAUCUCAUUCUCUUUUUAUCUGUGUCACACUCUCCAUCGCUUACUCUCUCACAUUCUCUCUCUUCACCUUUUACUUACUCGCUUUCUCUCUCAAUCUCUUACUCAUAGAGUCAUAGUGUCAUACAGCAUGAAAACAGACCCUUUGGUCCAACCAGUCUAUGCCGACCAUAAUCCAAACUAAACUAGUCCUACCUGCCUGCGUUUGACCCAUAUCCCUCCAAACAUUUCUUCGUCAUGUACUUAACCAAAUGCCUUUUAAACUUUGUAACUGUACCUACAUCCACCACUUCCUCUGGCAAUUCAUUCCACGCAUGGCUAUUCUGUGUGUAAGAAAUAUUGCCCUAUGUCUUUUUAAAUUCUUUUUCCUCUCACUCAAAAUAUGCUCGCUAGUCUUGAAAUCUCCCAUCCUCGGGAAAAGGCACCUGCCUUAUCUCUCUUCCCCAUGAUUUUAUAAACCUCUAUAAGGUUACCCCUCAACAUCCAAUGAUUCAGUUAAAAUGUCCCAGCCUCUCGUUAUAACUUAAACCCUCUAUUCUAUGUAACAUCCUGGUAAAUCUCUUUUGAAGCCUCGCUAGCUUAAUGAUACGCUUCCUGUAACACGGAGACCAGAACUGGACACAAUAAUCCAGAAGAGACUUCACCAAUGUCCUGUACAACCUCAACAUAACGUCCCAACUCUUAUACUCAAAAGGUAUAGAGUGUGUGUAUAUAGCGUAUUAUGUAAUAUGUAUCAAAGUUUCUUGCAGAAAGGAAUUCAUUAUCAUGUUCACCUCAAUUUGGAGACUCAUUAUAGUGAAAUGUGACUCUGUCUUCCUUUUCCAAUUUAUCCAAUAACUCCUACCACCUAGUCCCUCUCCGCAUUCUGACCACACAUGCCCCUGGCCCCAUCCUUUCCCAUAGUCUCCCAAUCCAGCCCAUCCUCCACAUCUCCCAGCCCACCAUCUCCCACCACCGUAGAGCAACAUGUACCCUGAUCGAAGUUGAGCUUCUUAAUUAACGAUCCAACUGCCAAGUCUUUCAGUGUCCACCAGCUCACUGUUGACAUCCAAAUCAUUGAGGUCACUGAACAUCACAUUGGACGUCUUUUGCUCUCUUACUCUCUCCAUCUCUCUUUCUCCAUUUCUUCUUCUUUCUCUUGUGUUCUCUCUCUCUGCAUCUCCCUCUCUAGCUCUUGCUCUCUCUUUCUCUUUCCAUUUUGACAACAGGGCAGCCUAGGCUCUCUUAUCUCAGCCUAGGAUAUUUUUCUGACACAGGCUCUGAAGCACAACCUCCCUCAACUCAAUAAGGAGGUGGAGUGGGAGAGGCUGGUGUCUUGUACACUAAUAGUUGGGUGAAUGUUAGCCAGCAUGUACUCGCAAGCAAGGAAUCAUGGAUUGGCUUUGUGGACUUUUAGAAAAUGCAAUUACCUUGGACAUCUGUCUCUGUUAAUUGAAAAACAAAGAAGAGGUUGCCUGUGGGCAGUGCAAUGGUUAGCACUGCUGCGUCAUAGUGCCAGGGACCCAGGUUCGAUUCCAGCCUCGAACCACUGUCUAUGUGGAGUUGGCACAUUCUCCCUGUGUCUGCAUGGGUUUCCUGUGGGUGCUUUGGUUUCCACUCACAGCCCAAAGAUGUGCAGGUUAAAUGAAUUGGCCACGCUAAAUUGCCCGUAGUGUUCAGGAAUGUGUAGGUUAAGUGAAUUAGACAGAGGUAAAUACAGGAUAAUAGGGUAGGGGAAAUGGAUCUGGGUGGGUUACUCUUCGGAGUGUUGGUGUGAACUUGUUGGGCCGAAGGGCCUGUUUCCACACAUUCUACAAAUUCUCCAACCCGUCAUACCGAAAUAAGAUAUACAACUGAUAUCUCGAGUGGCAAUAAGCCAGUCCAGGCAGCACAUAGUUUUCUUUCAAUUGGGUGCUGCUGGCUCUGACUUAACACUGUAUUUGUUUCAAGCGAAUUUUGGCCAGAAGAAUCCAUAUUGUCUUCAGCCUAACAAUUUGGCAAGUUCCAAAUGACUAAAGUAAACAGAAGACUUUAGUGCUAUCCAUCCAUCUCAGUUCUGAAGGAAAGUCAUACCGGGCUCGAAACGCUAACUCCAUUUCUCUCUCCAUGGAUGCCAGAUCUGCUGACUUUCUCCGGCAUUCUCUGUGUUUCAGAAUUCCAGAAUCUGCCAGGUUUACCCUUUAUUUGCUUGUCCAUCUGACCCACCCAAGAGCUGAUAAAAAUUCUGAGGUGGCUGUGGUCACUGAGAUCCGUUCUCCUGUUUAUCUGUUUUAUUUUACCCCUCUUCUGUUUAUCUACUGUGGGAUCAGUCAUCUAUUCUAACCUGUCCUGAUCAUAUGUCUAUUAGCUUUAUAACAAACAAAACUGUUACUUCUUAA
This is a messenger RNA of Hemiscyllium ocellatum (epaulette shark), 5192 nucleotides long. RefSeq names its product zinc finger protein 239-like. The record is from RefSeq and is a predicted model, not a curated record. Gene Ontology annotation, molecular function: RNA polymerase II cis-regulatory region sequence-specific DNA binding; DNA-binding transcription factor activity, RNA polymerase II-specific. Gene Ontology annotation, biological process: regulation of transcription by RNA polymerase II. The coding region runs from base 440 to 1225 and encodes 261 amino acids. Lineage: Eukaryota; Metazoa; Chordata; Chondrichthyes; Orectolobiformes; Hemiscylliidae. The transcript is spliced from 2 exons. Gene Ontology annotation, cellular component: transcription regulator complex; PcG protein complex.